Lobosporangium transversale is the source of this 1995-nucleotide messenger RNA. RefSeq names its product malonyl-CoA decarboxylase-domain-containing protein. Gene Ontology annotation, cellular component: mitochondrial matrix; peroxisomal matrix. Gene Ontology annotation, molecular function: malonyl-CoA decarboxylase activity. The record is from RefSeq and is a predicted model, not a curated record. The transcript is spliced from 8 exons. The coding region runs from base 26 to 1954 and encodes 642 amino acids. Gene Ontology annotation, biological process: positive regulation of fatty acid oxidation; fatty acid biosynthetic process; acetyl-CoA biosynthetic process. NCBI's taxonomy places the organism in Eukaryota, Fungi, Mortierellomycota, Mortierellomycetes, Mortierellales, Mortierellaceae.
AAAAUAGAAAAAAAAAAAAAAAAAAAUGUUCACGCGGCAACUGCUGCUCUCUCGGCUCAAUAACAGCAACAGCAAGUGCUCUUCUUCAUUCCUUUCUCUUCAAAAGACACCUGCUUCUCUUCAUUCCAUCAAAUCCCCACUCUUGCUCCGCCAGUCUCAGGCUGCUAGCAUCAUGGCUUACAAUACAAAUAAUAGCAACAACAGCAACAACAACAAUGACAACAACAACAACAAUGACAACAACAGUAAGGAUAGAAAUGCCGCUGCUGAUACUGCUACUACGAAGACUGCUGCUGGAUCAGGGACAUUACAAUCGUUACGACCAAACGUGGUAGAACGAUAUUGGAAUGAUAUUGCAGAACACUUUCGAGAGCCCGGGUUCUCGACCUUUGAUAAAGAAAAGACAAGUCGAGCCACGACAAAGGAUCCAGAAUUCAUGCGAAAGUUGUUGUUAGCAGUCAUCACAGGUCGACCGGGACAAGGUGAUAUUUUACCGAGCGUGAUUGCUAAGAGCUCAUGUGAUUUCUACGCGUCCUUGGAUCAGACGGGCAAAACCGCGUUCUUGAAGUUGCUUGCGCGAGAUUUUGGUGUUUUACAGGAAGGUGCCGCGAAGGCUGCUCAGCAGUAUACGGAUUGUGUACACACUGAUCCGGAGGGCAAGGCAUUGCUUCGAGCAGAACAAUUGCUCCGCCAUUCGCUUGUUCCAGGACACAACAAGUUCUUUGAUCGUGUCAGUCGACUUCCAGGAGGACUAAAAUUUUUGAUCGACAUGCGACAGGAUCUUUUGACGAUCCUUCAGGACAAUAAAAAUGAUUUCUAUCUUUCAGCUUUGAACGAGUCACUCAAGGAAAAGUUACAGGCUUGGUUUGUGGGCUUUUUGGAUCUGGAACGUCUAACAUGGCAGUCGCCAGCAGUCCUUCUGGAAAAGAUUACACAAUAUGAAGCAGUGCACAAAUUCAAAGACUUUCAUGAUCUGAAACGUCGUGUAGGACCCGGUCGACGUGUGUUUGCAUUGAUGAACAAGAGCCUUCCUACAGAACCUCUUGUCUUUGUUCAAGUGGCUCUGGUUGAAAGGCUGUCCAAUAAUGUGCAGGAUAUCUUGAAUGACCCCUCCCCCGGCCAUACUCACCCAGCCAGAACUGUAAAGUGCGCCAUCUUUUACUCUAUCACGACACAAGUAGGCUUGUCCGGGAUUGAACUGGGCAAUUUCUUGAUCAAACGAGUCGUUCGGUCUUUGAAGGUCGAGUUUCCACAGAUUGAAACCUUCAGUACUCUUUCACCUAUCCCUGGAUUUAGAAAAUGGCUGAAUCAAUGUCAGAAACUUGGACAAAAGAUGUUAUUACCACAGGAAACAGCUGUCAUCAGUGACUUGGCUCAAGGUAUCGGAGCAGCCGCCAUAUCAUCAGACUCGGAGGAGCAAUUUAGUGUAAUUCUUCAACACGCUCCAAUCUUCUCUGAUUAUGAAGCCACCGAAAAGCUUCGACCGAUCUUAACCCGACUCUGUGCUAGAUACAUCUUGAUUGAAAAACGUCGUCAUCUAGCACUUGACCCUGUCGCUAAUUUCCAUCUCCGGAAUGGAGCUUGUGCACAUCGAUUGAACUGGAUGGGAGACACGUCCGAUAAAGGAAUGGAGGAAUCAUUCGGAUUGAUGAUCAAUUAUUUGUAUUCCUUGGAUCAUAUCGAGAUGAACAAUCAACAGUACCUUCAGGAUGGCACCAUCACCGUCUCAUCAAGAGAUCCAGGCUUCAUUAGUGCCUUGGCUCAAGCUCAACCUGUACCAGCUUCUGAUACUGAUACUGAUGCAGGCACUGAUACUGAUACUGGUGCUGUUGUAGGUGCAGAGUCAUCAAAAGCCGUUUCGUCCUCUUCUGGCGCAGGUACAGUAGGUACAGCAGGCCAAUUGGCACAGUUGAAUGGAGCAUGGGUCCGCCUUCUCGAUAUUACGACUGCUUAAAAAAAAAGAAAGGAAAAAAGCUAUUGCCUUUUUUUUUUUUU